Molecule: messenger RNA, 963 nt
Organism: Saimiri boliviensis boliviensis (Bolivian squirrel monkey)
Lineage: Eukaryota; Metazoa; Chordata; Mammalia; Primates; Cebidae
Gene: ISG15
Product: ISG15 ubiquitin like modifier
Biological process (GO): ubiquitin-dependent protein catabolic process
Cellular component (GO): cytosol
Molecular function (GO): polyubiquitin modification-dependent protein binding
Source: RefSeq, a predicted model, not a curated record
CUUCGGUCUUUCCGUCGUUCUGUUUUGUUUCUUCUCCUCGCUCUGGGGCUGGCCUUGGGAAAAGGAAACUGAAACCGAAGCGGAAUUUGGCCAGUCGGCGCAGGCUCACCCGGCCCGCCCCCUGACGCGCGCGGCUCAGGCUGAUAAAAGGGCCGGCCGGGCCGCGGGAGCCGGGCGCGUUCGUCUGCACCACACCGGAGCUGGGCGCGUGCGUCUGCACCACACCGGAGCUGGGCGCGUGCGUCUGCACCACACCGGAGCUGGGCGCGUGCGUCUUCACCACACCGGAGCUGGGCGCGUGCGUCUUCACCACACCGGAGCUGGGCGCGUGCGUCUUCGCCCGACGGGAGCUGGGCGCGUGCGUCUUUUUGCCGUACGGGAGCUUGUGCCACAGCCACAGCCAUGGGCUGGGACCUGACGGUGAAGAUGCUGGCGGGCCAGGAGUUCCAGGUGACCCUGAGCAACUCCAUGUCGCUGUCAGAGCUGAAGGCAAAGAUCACCCAGAAGACCGGCGUGCAGGCCUUCCAGCAGCGUCUGGCCGUCCACCCGAGUGGCACAGCACUGCAGGACAGGGUCCCCCUUGCCCGCCAGGGCCUGGGCCCCGGCAGCACUGUCCUGCUGGUGGUGGACAGCUGUCGUGACCCCCUGAGCAUCCUGGUGAGGAAUGACAAGGGCCGCAGCAGCACCUACGAGGUGGUUCUGACGCAGACCGUGGCACAGCUGAAGCGGCAGGUGAGCCAGCAGGAGGGCGUGCAGGAAGAUCUGUUCUGGCUGACCUUCGAGGGGAAGCCCAUGGAGGACCAGCUCCCGCUGGGGGAGUAUGACCUCCAGCCCCUGUGCACCGUGUACAUGAAUCUUCGCCUGCGGGGAGGCAGCGCAGAGCCUGGCGGGCCGAGCAGAGGGCCUCACGCCAGCAUCUGAGCAGGAUCACCUGCUGGAAAUAAAGGUUGCUGCAAAGAGAAA